Ceratina calcarata is the source of this 2726-nucleotide messenger RNA. RefSeq names its product protein GPR107. The coding region runs from base 118 to 1863 and encodes 581 amino acids. NCBI's taxonomy places the organism in Eukaryota, Metazoa, Arthropoda, Insecta, Hymenoptera, Apidae. Gene Ontology annotation, cellular component: Golgi apparatus; membrane. The transcript has 10 exons. The record is from RefSeq and is a predicted model, not a curated record. Gene Ontology annotation, biological process: transport.
CGUUCAUGCUCAGUUUAUGCUCAUGUAUCGACGAGCACGGAUUGAUUAUCGUGGACGCUCCAUUAUUUUGUAUUUUCGUGAUGUGACAUUUCUCUGGUGAAAUAAAAAUUAAUCAAAAUGCAGCCGACUGUAUUAACAGUGAUAUGCCUUUGGACUAUGUCGAUGCUCUCUCUGACCACCGGGAGAAUUCAUGAACUCAAGAUACGGAAAGAUGUACGGCGAAACUUCGCCCUUAGCACUUUCGGCUUUAUCAAAGGCGGCACUCUCGAUGUAAACCUAACGAAUUUCAGAGCUGAACCUUACGACGAGAAUGCCGUGUUCGGAUUCAGUUUGGAUCGAACGUUAAGCCAAGCGAUGAAUCCGUAUUUAGAUAGCCAUCAAGAGAGAUGCACUCUUCAAGACAUUUCGAGCGUCAAACCCGAUUACGAACAGAGGAACGACAUCGCAGUCAUAUAUUUCACAAUGGACUUGAAAAAUAAUUUAUUGAAAGUAAAUUGUAGUCAAACCGUUCAUGCCGUGCAUGUUUAUAAAGACUCCAGUAGGCUAUCGGUAUAUCGGGAGAAGAGAGACUCCUUCCAAUUCAGCGACGAUGUCCUUUUCCCCCGAAGAAAACGUUAUUCGCACGGUAACAAAAGAGCCGCCGUCGAAGACGAGUCCGCGCCCAGAUCGGAGAACAACAUAUGCUCUCGUCUUCAGCUACCGAUCUCCGUACGAGUCAUCAAUGGGGAACGGUACUACAACACGACUUUUGCUAUGUACGUCGCCACGGACGAAGAGGAGGGACUCUACAAUCUUUUCUUCCACAAUUGUCCAAACUAUAAAUACGACACUCAAGUUGCAGUGGAUUUCAAGGUAAAAAUAUAUGAAAUAAAUAACGGGAACUUCUUAAGCGCGGGCGAAAUGCCCCUGCCGGCUCUUUAUUUUAUGAUGGCACUUUUGUUCUUCCUGUCGGGUUGUUUCUGGGUAUACAUCCUGAAGAACAGCAAGCACCCAGUUUUCAAAAUUCAUUACUUGAUGGCAGUUUUGGUAUACUUGAAAUCGAUGUCGCUGCUCUUUCACGGGAUUAACUAUCAUUUCAUUCAAACGAAGGGAGAACACGUCGCCGCUUGGGCGAUUCUGUACUACAUCACUCAUUUGUUGAAAGGAGCCGUACUGUUCAUCACGAUCAUGCUGAUCGGUACUGGGUGGACGUUCAUUAAACACAUUUUAGCCGAUAAAGAUAAGAAACUGUUUAUGAUCGCGAUACCAUUACAAAUAUUGGCGAACGUGGCGGAAAUAAUAAUUGAGGAGAGCGAGGAGGGAGACAUCGAGUACAAAACGUGGCGGGACGUUUUCAUCCUCGUCGAUCUGCUCUGUUGCGGCGCGAUCAUAUUCCCAGUGGGCUGGAGCAUCAAACACGUGGAGGAGGCCGCCCACACGGAUGGCAAGGCGGCCGUCAACUUGCGCAAGCUUAAGCUCUUCAAGCAUUUCUACAUCAUGAUAUUUUGUUAUAUUUACUUCACACGAAGCAUCGUGUACUUACUCAAGAUUUGGGUACCUUUUCAAUACGAAUGGCUGGACGAGAUGUUCCGCGAGAUGUCUACUUACGUAUUCUUCGUUCUCACCGGUUACAAGUUCCGAGCGGCAUCGGCGAAUCCCUAUUUCACGUUGAACAACGAGGAUAUGGCGCACGACGAUGACGACGAUGAGAUGGACGUUGUUUUAUAUUCUAGCGUUUCCGGGGACACUGGUCUCACCGAGGGUCUUAGCAAAGUCAGCAAACUGCCGAAGGUCUUGAGGCCCACGACAACGGACAUCCCGUCUACUCAGGAGGAGCGGGAUUGCUUGUUCAAUAAAACAGAGACUUCCCGCGAGUACGAUUGAAAUCUUAAUCGGUCUCGGCGCGGUCGAAAGUAAAAAAGACUCGUAUCUCGUCUUGUGAUACUAUUCCGAAACACUAAGCAGAACAACGUGUUUGAAAAGUACCGAGAAAAGAUGGAAUCCAUAGUUAAAAGUAGCAUUAACCUCGCCCGUUUUUUGUAUAUUUUUACGUAGCAGAAAAAACCUCAAUUGUAGUUUUUAGACGUACAUUUUUUGUCUCGGUUCUCGUUCAUUCUACUCCAUGCACGAGCGAUUUAUCUAUUCCCCCUCAAAAUUGAACGUAUAAUCUAUCAGUAGGAAAUUAUCGUAGACGUCCAACGAAAUUGUUCUAGACGCGGUUUUCAUGUUUUCAGUACGCGGUCAUAAAUUUAGAACAAUGUUUGGAUUGGCGAGGCCCAAUCCGUGUCUCGAUAUCGAUCUUGCUAUGUAGCAGAUUUCUCUUAGGCAUUUAGCUUGGAACGAAGGAACCAAUUUCCAAUUUGCGUCUCUCUUUCUCUCUGUUUUUCUUUCUCUCUCUCUCUCUUAGUUCUCUUUGCGUGCGGAGUAAGAGCUCGCUGUUUAGUGAUCUUGUGAUAUAUAAUCGAUACGCCCGACUUCUGGUGUAUCGCAAUCCAUUUUUGUAAAGCACUUGAUAAAACGACUUUUAUAUAACGAACAAUUACUGUGUCAAGAGGAAUGUAAUAUGUUUGAAAUGCGUUUAAAUGUGUCCCGUUACGAAAAUACCAUGCUCGUUAUUACUAUUAUCUCUAUCGUAUACGCGUUACCGUAAUCAUUGUUACGUCUGUUAUUAUUAGUACUCUAUUGUAUGUAAUACGAAGGGACACGCAGAAACCAGUUGGAUAAAUAAAGUGGAUAUUUUUAUGAAA